GGCCUCACCCGCGUCAUGGGCUGGCAGGUGGGGCCCACCUGCGGCUCGGGCCACGCCCCCUACGCCGCACCUGAGCUGUGCCACCUGCGCGAGGCGGAGACGCUGCGCCUGGAGCCCAGCCUGGACGCCUGGGCCUUCGGCGUCCUCCUCUUCGCCCUCCUCACGGGCACCUUCCCCUGGGGGGUGGCUGCGCCCCCGGAUCCCCAGUUCGGGGAGUUCCAGGUGUGGCAGGGCCGCACCUGGCAGCCAGGUGGGCUCACCGGCAGGGGGGAGGUGCCGCGCACCUGGCAGGGGUUGGGGGAGGCGGCGCUGGAGAUGCUCCCGAGGCUCCUCCGGCUGGAGCCCGACAGGCGGAGCCACGCCGGGGAGGUGAACAGGUACCUGGACAGGUGCUGGGGAGGGCAGGCAGGGAGGCCUGAGGGGGGUGGGAGCGGGGCAGGCACAUCUGGGGAUGGGUCAGACACACCUGAGGAUGGAUUCAACUCACCUGGGGAUGGGUCGGACACACCUGCAUGUGGGAGAGAAACACCUGGAGAUGGGUUGGACACACCUGGGGAUGAGUUAGAAGUACCUGGGAGUGGGUCAGAGACAGCUGGGGAUGGGAUAGACACACCUGGAUAUGGGUCAGACACACCUGGAUAUGGGUCAGACACACCUGGAAAUGGGAUAGACACAGCUGAGGAUGGGACUGAAACACCUGAGAAUGAGUUGGACGUACCUGGAUAUGGGUCUGGAACAUCUGGAGAUGGGUCUGACUCACCUGGGAAUGAACUGGAAGCACCUGGGGAUGGGAUAGAAACACCUGGAGGUGGGUCAGACACACCUGGAUAUGGGUCAGAAACAUCUGGAAAUGGGUCUGGAACACCUGGAAGUGGGUUGGAAGAACCUGGGAGUGAAUUGGACACACCUGGGAAUGGUACAGAAAUACCCGAACAUGGGCUGGAAAGACCUGGAAUGGGCUGGAAACACCUGGAAAUGGGAUAAAAGCAUCUGGAAGUGGGAAUGAAACACUUGGGAAUGGGUUGGAAAUACCUGGGAAUGGGAUGGAACUCCUGGAAGUGGGAUAGAAAUGCCUGGAAAUGGGAUGGGAACACUUGGGAAUGGGAUGGAAGCACCUGGAAAUGAGCUGGGAAUACCUGGGGACCCCCCAAAAAGGGGAGUUGAAUAAAACUCCCUGUUUUUUGCCUUUUUUUAA
Molecule: messenger RNA, 1195 nt
Organism: Lepidothrix coronata (blue-crowned manakin)
Lineage: Eukaryota; Metazoa; Chordata; Aves; Passeriformes; Pipridae
Product: 41 kDa spicule matrix protein-like
Exons: 2
Coding region: 16-984 (322 amino acids)
Biological process (GO): peptidyl-serine phosphorylation; peptidyl-threonine phosphorylation
Molecular function (GO): protein serine/threonine kinase activity; ATP binding
Source: RefSeq, a predicted model, not a curated record